Cladocopium goreaui is the source of this 2838-nucleotide messenger RNA. The record is from the annotation of a GenBank genome assembly. Lineage: Eukaryota; Dinophyceae; Suessiales; Symbiodiniaceae.
AUGUUUCUAUUCUUUCAUCGGUUUGGAGAGGUGGUCGUCCGUGCAAAGAAAGAAAUCGACUCCAUGCGCUUUCGCGAGGAGCUCGAAGCAGCACGUGAAGGUGGUCCCGAGGCUGCAGCACAAGUGGCAGAAGAAGUUGCCACUGCCAAUGGACUGCCCAUAGGUCUUGUCAAGCAACGCUUGCUGCCUGAACCUGUGACCAGAGCCGAUGCAGUGUUGAUGACCCCACCCGGAUCUCCAUGUCGAGUGCGAAGCGUGGCAUCGCCUUGCAGGGGCCGCGCAAGCGACAAGGCGAUCUCAGCCUCUGCACGCGCAGUCCAAAGGUUAAAAAAGAUGUCGGCCACUCCAGAGGCAGAUGCGCAGUCUGAUGUCUCGGAUUGGGAGCACAACAGUGGGAAUCGUCGCUCUUCAGGAUCACCUGCGGCUCCACCCAAAGUGUCGUUGGGUCUACCGCGUCGACGUCUGGCGUUGCCACGGGAGCGACCGCAGUGUUGCACUCCUUCGAGCUCGGCUUCAAGUCCUAAGUGGCCUGACGAGCACGGACUGGAGGACGAUGACUUUGCAUCGGGAGCCUCGCAGGCCUCACGAAGACGAAGACGAAGCACCUCCCAUGGCUGUGAUGAGGACCCAGAGCUCAGCACCCAUGCGCCAUCUGAUGCCAUGGAGGUGAUCCGAAAAAACCGAUCUGGGGAAAGCAGCCGUUCUGCAACGACCAUGGGAAUGGGGGAGGAAUCCCAUGGUGGUUCUGAGUUUUCCGCUGCCCUCAACACCCACCAACCGGAGGUCUUUAUCGGUGCCACGAGGCAAGGGACACCUGUCCUGUUGGUCUGUUGGUCCGUUGGCUUCGCCAUUUGGGUUCAGUUUGAGAUGAAGUUUGUCAGUUCCAUCUGGGUCCCUCCUGCGCUGGUCCAUGCUAGCAGCCUGCACCGUGGGUCCGGGCACGGUCGCUUGGCCCAUGGCUUUUUCGAAAGUCUCGAGGUUGUGACCUGUGCGCGUUCGGGCGUGGAGUAUGGGAAUUCUCUCGCUUGGGCCUUGUGUUUCGCCUCGGUCCUGGCCUACUCUUUGCAGGAAGGAAGCGCUCGUUUGACAUUGGUUUCUGGCAAGACCAUGGGACAGUGUGUCCAGGAGAAGUUCAAGACUUCAGCGGUAGGAACUGCUCCUCGGGCAUGCUGGGCGUUCACGAUCGCCGUGUACACUGGUUGCUUGCUCUAUCAGUGCAACAACUUUGCUGGCGGCGUUGACGCACUCUUCGCUUUCCCAGGCAUGGAGAACUUCUCGCAGAAUGCCGUAAGAAUCGGCGGUUGCUUUGGCUAUGGCAUUGCUGUGAUUGCAAUUCUUUACCAGGACCAGGCAGAUGCUAUUGGGACCGGCCUUGGUGUGGUGAUGAUGGCCAUGAUCGUCUUGUUUCUGGCGGCUGCCAUCACUGUGGGCUUCUCUUGGGCUGAGCUGGCGUGGGGCUUUCUGCCUACACUGCCGCAGAUGUCUGCCGUUCCAGAUGCAGCGACACCCUGCGAAAUGGUCUUGAGUUUGGUGGGCACCACCGCUAUCGGGGUCAACCUCUUCUUCUCGGGUUCCAUGGCAGUGGGCACGACGAUGGCAGAUUGCCGUCGUGGCAUUGCAUUUUCCACCGCCUCUGCUCUGAUCGUAUCACUCCUCAUCAUGAUUGUGGGCAGUGGCAGCGCUAAGGAAGCGGACGAUCUAGGAAAGUUCAACAUCGGUCUGUUGGCCGAUGCCAUCGAGCAUUACUUUGGCAAAGUAGGCACCUUUGCCUUCGCGUUGGGUUUUGUGGCCGCGGCGUUGAGCUCGAUGCUCACGGUGGUUCUGGGGAUCGUUUCGGCAGCAGAGGGCCUGGUGCUCUCGCCCAAGGACGUAGAGAGUGGGGCCCUGCCAAAGAUACCGCGGAGGGCCUUCUGGAGCAUCGCCUUCAGCACUGUCCUGGUAGCGAUGGCAGCGAUCAUCGCCAACCUGCCACGAGUAACGGUGAUUUUGGUGGCACAGCUGUCUCCAAGUGGCAAGCAGAUUGUCGAGCUGAUGUCACCACUCAGCAGAAGGUCAGCAGCAUUUGCAUAUCGAAUGCAUUUCAGUCGACUAAAAGAUCGAAACAUUCGAAACAAACUCAACACCUCGGUUCUCUUCGAUUCCUUUGCCAUGCAGCUCUCUCUUCUGCGUUCUUCACUUGAGAGGCGCCGCCUGCGGCAGGCAGAGAUGGCGGAACAGGCCACGGUUGCAGACACAGCCGAGCUGACCGGGCUGGCCGGGUUCGGGAAAUUCGACACGAGAUUUCUGUCUCGGAACAUCUCGGGAUAUCUCAGUGAUUCUCGGUGUAUCAUUUCAGGCAAAGAGGGCGGGGCCCGUGGCACCAAUGGUGCGCGUGGUGCUUUACACUUCCAGAUUUCGGAUGAUGGCGCAGCACCGAGGGCGGCAGAGUUGCAGCCUGAGUGCUGCCAACACGCGUCACACAGUGAGCAGCAGCAGGCAAUGGAGAAACACAUGGAGGCUCAGGAGAAGAAGCUGAGCUCUGCCUCGAAAGCCUUGAAACGUUCAAGGGCUCAGGAAUUGCGAUGUGUAAUUGACGGCAAGUUGCUUGGGGCUCCAGUGCUGUCACCUUAUGGACAUGUCUUUGAGGAAGAUACGUUGAAGCAAUGGCUCACGACGUGUGGAAGCGUGUGUCCCAUUACGGGAAAGCCCCUAAGAGAGGAGGAUUGUCGAGCUGAUGUCACCACUCAGCAGAAGGUCUUAGACUGGGUCAAAGCUGCCCGGGCAUCUUACAAAAUCAAAAAGGAGGAGAGGCGCCGCCUGCGGCAGGCAGAGAUGGCGGAACAGGAGGACCCCGUUUGA